UCUAAAGCAAAAAUUGCUUCAAAGCGCUUUUCAACGUAUUUUCAUUUAAUUGUUUAUUUUUGUUAUUGUUUUGGGAAUUACUUGUAAAUAAACCGAAGGUUACUGUGUAUUAAAGUAUUGAAUAUUUAUAAGUGGCAAUAGAAUGGAAGUUAAUAAUCAACAUAACCAAAGUUACUGGUUCGUUGUAAGAGAAGAUCAGAGCAACGUUAUAUUCAGUAGUAAUAAUUUUACUAUUCAAAAUCCUCAGAUUGCAGGACAAGAAGCAAGAUAUAUUGUAGACACUAUUGACAGUAGACAAUAUAUCCAUGUAGACAACAUUUCAGCUCCAGCACAAGAGCAAAAUCAGAAAAGUUGUACAAAAGAAAGUGCUUCGACUAAAGAUGAAGAUAUUUUUUGGGACCGAAACAAAAUAAAACUCUUACUCAGUCUAUGUCUAGAGAAUAGAUUCAAAUGUCCACAUAAUGACAAAAUGUUGUGGAAUGAAGUAGCUAUUCUUGUAGGAACUAGUCCUGAGGAAUGUGACAAGAAAUAUAAGAAUCUUCGGAGAACUUAUAUAAGAUUAUUUAAAAAGAAAAGGUUGGGCAAAGAAAUUAAAUGGAUUCAUUUUAACAUUUGUGAAGAUGUGUUUAGAGAUUGUAAAUCACUCUCCCCCGCGGUUCUGGAACCUUGGGAAGAUUCUAAAGUCAGAAGACUUCUCUCUCUCUAUAUUGAAAAUAUCAAUAAGUUCCGAAGUCCAGAUUAUUUGCAAAAAGAUGUUUGGAAGGAUAUAGCGUCUCAGCUACAUACAACAGAAUAUAAUUGUUAUCAUAAGUUUAAGAAUUUAAAAAGAACUUACUUUAAUUGGUUAGAAAGAAGUCGUGAAUCAGGUAAGCUUAUUAAAUGGCCUUAUCACCAUUACUUUGAAAGAAUAUUUUAUAAUUACAGUCCUGAUAUAGGGCCUUGGGAUAGAACCAAGAUAAGACAACUGAUAAAUGCAUAUUCAGAAAUUGCACAUAAAUUUAAAAGUCCUAAAUACCAAAAAAAAGAAUUGUGGAAGGAAAUUUCAAGAAAAAUUGGGGAAACAGCAAGUAACUGUGAUAGGAAGUUUCGAAAUUUAAAACAAACAUACAUAAGAUUAAAGAUGAGAGCUGAUUCAGGCAGGUCAAUGACAAAAUGGCGAUAUUAUAAAGAUUUUGUUUCAAUUUUUGAAACCGAAACAUACACAAUCAAUGAAGACAGAUCAGAUGUAAUAUAUAAACCUCUUGAACAGGACUAUGUUAAACAAUUACUUGCAUUUUACAUUGAUAAUAAACAGAAAUUUAAGGAUCCAUUAAUAAAAAAGAGGUCACUGUGGAAGCAGAUAGGUCCAAAACUAGGUUUAUCUCCUGAGGAAUGUGAUAAAAAAUUUAGAAAUUUGAAGCAGACAUUUAUCAGACUAGUGGAAAAGAAGAAAGAUACAGGUAAAGAUAAUGGCUGGCCAUAUUAUUCAUAUUUUGAACAGAUUUAUGAUGAACCCAAGCCAUCGAAGGAAUGUAGCCAUAAAUGUAACAUUGACAACAUGACCUUAUCAGAAAUAAGAAAUCUGGUUCGCAGCCAGGACACCAAAGACAAAGAUAAGUUUGAGAAACUAGUCAAAGUUAUAGAAGAUUCAAAUAGCAUACAAAGAGAAAGAAAUAAAAUUUUACAAGCUUUACUAGAUAGAAAAUGACAGCCACUUUUACCCACCUACGUUGAAACCAAAAGGAGGGUAAUGAUUCAGUGUCAUCACAUCACAACUGCUUUAGAACUAAUGUUGUUAAGAUGAAUAUAUUUCAUGCAA
Molecule: messenger RNA, 1798 nt
Organism: Vanessa tameamea
Lineage: Eukaryota; Metazoa; Arthropoda; Insecta; Lepidoptera; Nymphalidae
Exons: 2
Coding region: 143-1687 (514 amino acids)
Source: RefSeq, a predicted model, not a curated record